Messenger RNA from Monomorium pharaonis (pharaoh ant), 873 nucleotides. RefSeq lists its product as uncharacterized. The transcript has 4 exons. The record is from RefSeq and is a predicted model, not a curated record. Bases 1 to 816 code for a protein of 271 amino acids. Lineage: Eukaryota; Metazoa; Arthropoda; Insecta; Hymenoptera; Formicidae.
AUGGCAACGUGGACAAAAGAAGCUGUUCAAAUUUUAAUUGAUGCAUAUAAGAAUGAGCCUUGUUUAUAUCAAACGAGAAACCCAAAUUAUCACAAUAAAAAUCUACGUAAUGAAGCAUUGGAACGCAUUUGUGCAAUUGUCAGUACUGUCAAACCAAAUAUAACGGGAAAAGAAUGCAGUAGUGAAAAUGUGUAUAAACCUAAUUUAUGGUAUUACGAUGCUUUAAAAUUUCUGGAAGAACAUAUAGUUCCCAGAAAAAGUAAGAACUCACAUCUACCAAAUAGUACAAAAGAUACACCUGGUUUUUUGUUACACCAUGAUUAUGUACAAACAUCACAAGACUUAGAAGAAUUGCAAGAAAUGUUGGUUGAAGAUAAUAAUGUCUAUGUACAUGAAGAGGAUUUAAAUAAUAAUAAUGAAGAAUCACAAUCAUGUGCAUCUUCAUCAUCUGAUAACAUAAUUGCUACAACACCAUCGAUUUUAAAACAAAAAAAAAUGCAAUCAAGAUCUUUACCAUUUACUGAUUUAUUUAAUAUAAAUACGUCAAGUCCAUCAACAUCAUGUUCUGUACAAUCAUCGCCAAAUGUUGGUAAUGCAUUACAAUCUUCAUCCACUACUCAUAAUCCUAAGAAGCAAAAAAUAAAAAAUGGGGAUGCUUAUGUAGAGGCAGUUGAAUCGAUUGCACAAUCUUUAAAGAUGCCAUUAACACCAGUUACACCAGUUAAUGUUGCAACUGAUAGUACAGACCCUGUAGAUACAUGUAUGAAUUUUUUGGAUCCCUUAUUAAAAAUAUACGAACUCCAGAUCUCAAAUUAGAUAUUAUGAACACUUUGGUACAAACUGUUGUUAAUGCUAGUCUAACAGACUUAGAAC